Messenger RNA from Triticum dicoccoides, 396 nucleotides. Its product is annotated as two-component response regulator ORR24-like. Bases 1 to 396 code for a protein of 131 amino acids. Gene Ontology annotation, biological process: cytokinin-activated signaling pathway; phosphorelay signal transduction system. The record is from RefSeq and is a predicted model, not a curated record. NCBI's taxonomy places the organism in Eukaryota, Viridiplantae, Streptophyta, Magnoliopsida, Poales, Poaceae. The transcript is spliced from 2 exons.
AUGGCCGUGAUGGGUGGGGACCAAAGACAGAGGAUGGAGGCUCCCGCCGAGGACAAGUUCCCGGAGGGGUUGCGCGUGCUUGCCGUGGACGACGACUGCCCCUGCAUUAAGGUACUGAAGGCUGUCCUGUGCCGCUGCAAAUACAAUGCAACGACAGUGAUGGAUGGGAUGACGGCGUUGAAGAUACUCAGAGGAAGGAAGCAGGAGUUCGACCUAUUGAUCAUGGACGUGCGUAUGCCAGGCAUGGACGGCUUCAAGCUCCUCGUGAUGGAUCUGCCGUUCAUCAGUACUAUUCUCACUGCUCAAACCAAAGUCUUAUUUUUCGUUCUUUUUAACACGCAUGAGCUGAGAAUACUUUCACUCCUGAAUUUUGGAGAUCGCAAGGCCAGCAUGUGA